Molecule: messenger RNA, 4932 nt
Organism: Aquila chrysaetos chrysaetos
Lineage: Eukaryota; Metazoa; Chordata; Aves; Accipitriformes; Accipitridae
Gene: LDLRAP1
Product: low density lipoprotein receptor adaptor protein 1
Exons: 9
Coding region: 2171-2962 (263 amino acids)
Cellular component (GO): early endosome
Source: RefSeq, a predicted model, not a curated record
GCGGGUGGUUUCUGGCCUCAUCCCACUACUGGCUCCAUCACCCGAUCGCUGGCCCCUGGGCGAGCGGCCACUUGGCCACUGCCAGGCGUCCUCCCACUGCGGCCGGGAAAGGGGGGGACCAGCCCUGGACCCCCCAGCAUCACAGUGGGCAGCAGGAGGGUGCCUCGUCCUGCCUGUACCGCCCGCAGGCAAGAUCAAACUUCUUGAUUUUACUAAUCUGAUGAGAUUGACCCGGCAUCGUUACACCUUUUUUGCUAGGAUUAAGGGCUGACGGCUAUGGGACGCGAAGGGGACAGCUGGCUGGAGGGCAGCCUCGGGGCUCGGGGGGGGGCUGUGUGGCAAAUGUGGGGUGCUGCCCCAACGUGGCCUUGCAGCACGUGCCUGGCAGAGAUGUCCCUUGAGACGCAGCAGCCUCUGGACUCACCGUGCGCCUGCUGCAGAGCCACCUUGCAAACCACCCCCCUGUGCCCUUCAGUGAGUGGGGGGGCAUCGCCGUCGCCCCACGGGACGGACACACCCUGGGCCUGGGCGCGAUCGUUUGCAAUUAACGGGAAGAUGGGUGAGGUGGUAGCGAACGGUGCAGAACAGGAUGCGUGGAGAGGUGUCUGUGCUGCCUCAGGUUCUCCUUCCUUUCUGAAAGCAUUUCAGUGGCUGCGCUUAAACCACCCCUGUUUCCGUCCCAGGGCAGCGUGAGCUGUGGGUAGCCAGGGCCUCGCUGCGGCUGACAUCGUCCCGGGCAGCGUGGGGUGCUCGGAGGGUCCCCGUCCUCGGUGAGGCCCCGAGCUGCCCUGCAUGGGAUACGGGACCGGCGCCUGGCUAGCGAGGCAGGGAGCGUGGGGCAGGCAGCUGCCCGUCCGUCGCUUGCAAACCACCCUCCGCCCCGGCGUGCUCGCCCGGCUUCAGCUGCCGAGGGUGCUAGGACACCGGCAGCACCCUUGGCUUUUGAAAAAUCCACAUUUUUCACUGGCACCCUUUGUUUCUAGCUGGGACGCGAGGUAAAUGCGGCAUCCUGCCUGUCCUUGGUUUUUCCUUUCCCUCUCCAGGUUUGGGACCUGCGUGUCGGGUGCGGAGCUCCUGCCCUCCUGCAAACCUUUGUCUCUCCAUGGGACCGCUCCCCCCCCGCCAGCUUCCGUCACUUCGCCUUUAGCCAGUGCCGGGCUGGUUGGGGUGGUUCACCACUUGGCACCCACACCUGGCACUGGGAAUGGUGCCGGGUUUAUGGCUUAUCUCCCAUCUCGCCUUCACCGGGAGGUUGAGUCACCGGGGGUUACCCCAGGGGCACGUCCGUCUGUCGUCGUCCCCCCCCCCCGCAACCCUGCCUUCCUGGCGCUGCAGGUUUGCAGGGAGCUGCAGAGUUUGGCCCCGUUGCUUGGAGGCGGCCAAAGGAGGCUGAAUACAAGGCAGCGAAGCCUUCAGGGACGUGUUUUGUCUGUGGGCCGCUUCAGGAAGGCCGGGGUUUGUUGCCUCCCGCUCAAAGCAAGAUCCUUCUCAAACACAAGAGCUGCAGAUCCCGGGUUGCCAGCUCUGUGUUUGGAAGUUAGCUCCUGCGGUGCAAUUUCAGGCUUAGAAAUACCCACCUGACUGUCGGUUUGGUCCCAAACUCAUCUCUGUAUUUAGGACCCUCCUUCCCACCUCUCCCAGUACAUAAGGGAAGAGGCCGGUGACCUCCUGGAUGAUUUCCAGGGGAGAGCAGAGAACUCUCCUCGCUGAGGCUUCACCCGCACGGUGGGCUCUUCAGAGCUGUUGGUGACCGAUUUAGCGAGUCGCAGCACAUCACCUGGCUCCCCGCAGCUGUGCGUGGGCUUAGCUAGCGGCAAAUCCCGUCUUAGCCUCUGUGGGUAGGUGAUGGUUAGCUCAGGGUAAGGUUAUUGCCGUGCGUGGGGCGGCACCGAGCCCUCCCCUGCGCCUGGCUGGGGCUGAUGUUCGGGGUCCCCCCUUGGUUGUGGUGUGGGCCUCGGCACUCACGAUUCAACUGAGGAGCCGAUGGAUCUUAAAGGGUUGCUGCUAUUUGCCUGUGGCUCGUGGAAGAAAUUCUGGGGCUUUAUUUUUGCUGCCUUGGAGAGCUACGGAGGCUGACGAUGAUGUCCCCCGCGUGAACGCCUUGCGGUUUCUGCGUGGCUGAGAGCUCCCGGAGAACUGGACCGAUACCCGCGAGACGCUGCUGGAGGGGAUGCUUUUCAGCCUCAAAUACAUGGGCAUGACGCUGGUGGAGCAGCCCAAGGGAGAGGAGCUCUCCGCGGCCGCUGUCAAAAGGAUCGUUGCCACCGCGAAAGCAAGUGGAAAGAAACUGCAGAAAGUGACUCUGAAAGUCUCGCCCAGAGGGAUCGUGUUAAACGACAGUGGAACGAAUGAGCUGAUCGAGAACAUCUCCAUAUACAGGAUAUCCUACUGCACGGCAGACAAGAUCCACGAUAAAGUGUUUGCCUACAUUGCCCAGAACCAGCUCAAUGAGAACCUGGAGUGCCAUGCCUUCCUCUGUACCAAACGGAAAAUGGCGCAAGCAGUCACCCUCACCGUAGCCCAGGCCUUCAAAAUCGCAUUUGAGUUCUGGCAAGCAGCUAAGGAAGAGAAGGAGAAGCGGGAAAGGUCCCUCUUGGAAGGAGAAGGGAUGAGCAGCCCGAGCUCAGAAGCCCCUGCCCACCCUGACGCACCACCAGCCACGGGGAACUUGCUGGAUUUAGAAGAUCCUGCCAAAUCACCCCUGACCAGCAGCGCAAACUCCCCGCACUUAGAUAACAGCAUGUUUGGGCCCAGCUCCUCUGUAAAUAACAACGUGGUGUGGGAAAUGGAUGAUGGUCUCGACGAGGCAUUUUCAAGACUGGCUCAGUCGAGAACAAACCCUCACGUCCUCGAAACGGGACUGACGGCUCAAGACAUCCAGAGUGCAGAAACGCUCUCACCUGUAGACUGGAACAAAAUAGAUUCCAACACAGGCGAGAAAGAUGAUCUGUUCAUGUUUUGAGGUCAAGUGCAUCUAAGAGCUGACAAAAAAAAAACCACUAAAAGUCUACGGACUGAAUCAUGUUGUUCUGGGUGCUGUAUGCAAGGGACUCUUCUGAGGGCUUUUCACCAAGUCAGAUGAUGUUACAGCACAGCUUAGACCAAAGCUUUAGAAAUCUAAUGCAGAUUUUUAUACCUUGCUUUUAUCUAAACCACGAGAUGCUCUUGAACAUAUUUAUUCAUAGCUGUUACAGUUUACAUGUAUUAUUGGAAGGUGUGUAGAGCAUCUACAGUAUUAUGUGGCAAUAUACCAUGGAAGAACCUUCAGCAGUGCCUGUUCCUCUCUGAAAAGACUAUGCAACACCAAAGUCUCUCUGUAUAUACUUUUCUAGACAAAGGUCUGCAGAUGCAAAUGCAAUUGCAAGCACAACUGUUACUAAUCCACUGUUUCUUGAACAACACAUCACCUGCCUAGGCGGAGGGGAGGAGAUUUGCAGCAGCUGCUAACAGUGUUAAAAUCAAAGAGGUAGCAGAGAUCUUGCUUUUGUUGCGAAUGUCUGUGAUAUUCUCACAGUUGUCAAUCACCCCUAUGGGUUCUGGCUGUUUCUUCGCCAGCUUUGUAUGGGAAUUGACACUUUUAUACCCAAAGACUCUAUGAAGUUUUGCACUUUAAAACUUGAACUGAAAGCAGUGGUCCGAAUUGUCAAGGUAAGCAGUGCCUGUAACUUCUCUUCAGAAGCUAUUUACCCAAAAAAAAAACCCCAACCCUGCAAUGCUGCAGAUCUGUUUCAAAACUGACUACUCACGUGCACCAUUUCUGAUGCGACUCAAAAUACUAAGGCUCCGUUGCACUGUUGGCUUUAAAAGCAAAACCACCAGGGAGUAACAAUUUGUUUUGCUAAAGCGUGUUGAAAGUUGCAGGUUGGGUGAACCCAGUAGCACAAUAGAUCUGUGUUCUUAGCUCUGCUAAGUGGAUUUGGCUGUGCAUGCCUUUUUACUGUCUCAGAACCAUUUGGUUGUUGCUCACUCAAUAGACUCAAAUGGAAUUGGAUUAGGCAACACCAAUACCUGGAUGUUCAAUUAGCAAGAGGUGCCCCUUCCAGCAGGACUCCGAUCCUUUUCCCCCACCCCCGACAGCCACAUCUCCGGUGAGGCUUGGGAAGCUGUCUUCAUCUGCUCCUGGAAUUGAAAAUAAGUAAUGGAGGUAUAAAGCUUAUGCUAAUUAAAAGAUUAACUUUAAUGAUCCUAAAUAGUCGCACUGACCGUUUGCAGUGUUUGUGGCCUUAUGUGAAGUAUACUAAUCUGUUUUAUAGAUUUGUAACUUGGUUUUGAAACACUAAUUCAUUCCCCCGAUAGCUCUUUAUAACUCUUUUAAAACUGCUUGCAGAAAAAAAAAAAAAAGAAAAACCCCUUUGUCAGCUGUAAGAAUUUAUUAGGAAACAGCUGAGUGACUCUAACUUAGAUUUAAUUUUUUUUUUUUCCCCCUAAGUGUUACUGUGAUAAGGUAUUGAGGACUUGUGAAGCUGACUCAUCAUGUCUCUUAAUAAAAUGUGUGCUCUGUUUAUCCUGCAAAAUUGUGUUUAAAGCAAUUUUACAUCUUGAAACUACUGUGCCCGUGACUUACUUGAUCUUAUGUGUAGCAUCAGUCUCUCGCGACUGAAGGAAUUAUUCAGAGUCUGUCUGUGCUACAGAGGCACACGGUAGAGACAUGAACCUAUCGCGUAAGCGAUGCCAAAACUGUGCAGAAGCGGUUGUAGUAAGCGCCUUGUCCCGACCCCGAGGAGUGGUGAUCUUCCUGGGAAAGAGCUUGGGCUGUAGGAAUGGACCGUGAGGAUUUCUCUGUACAUUGAUCUUUCUCCUUUUCUAGAGACUCUAGGAGCAUAUACUGAAAUGCACAAUACUAUAUAUGUAUGUAUAUAGUUUUUUAAGAAAACCUUAAUGCUGUAAAGAAUAUCUCUACUGAGGAAAAUAAAAGUUCUACCAUUUUUUGGA